Messenger RNA from Nymphaea colorata (pocket water lily), 288 nucleotides. RefSeq names its product protein GLUTAMINE DUMPER 2-like. The coding region runs from base 1 to 288 and encodes 95 amino acids. The record is from RefSeq and is a predicted model, not a curated record. Gene Ontology annotation, biological process: regulation of amino acid export. The transcript has a single exon. Lineage: Eukaryota; Viridiplantae; Streptophyta; Magnoliopsida; Nymphaeales; Nymphaeaceae.
AUGAGGCCUGUGAGCAGCAGCCCGAGCAGCAGUCCCGCUGGGGGGUUGACGGCAUGGCACUCCCCCAUCCCUUAUCUCUUUGGUGGCUUUGCUCUACUUCUCUGCCUCAUCGCCGUCGCCUUGACCGUUUUAGCUUGCAGCCACAGGAAGGACUCCAGCCGGGACACGGUCGACGGUCUGCCGGCGGAGCCGAUGAGCGUUAAGAUCGACCUGGAGCCAAAGAUAGUGGUGAUCAUGCCGGGAAAUCUGGCUCCCACGUUCAUAGCGAAGCCCAACGCCGUCUGUUGA